AUGAAGGGCCAGUCAGUGCAAUGGGGCGUGGCCAUUGUUCUGAGUCUCUGGUCACUGACCAAUGCAGUUUCACAAAGUGCUCCCAUUGUUUUGGAUAUCACUCCUUACCACGGCAGCAUCAACGGAGCAACCAGGCUGACAAUUAAAGGACAAGGUUUUUUGGGAGAAAGGCCAUUUGAUUACACAGGAGGAAAUGGACAACUAGGCAACAAGGUGCAACUCCUUUCGGAAUCCAGGUCCAUCCCCUGCGAUGUAGAGAAAGAUUUCAGCCAUGACACACAGAUUAUUUGCUACACCAGACCACUACCAAAGGACAGCUAUCAGGUUGUAGUGAGUGUAGAUGGGGUUCCAAUUAAUUCCAUCAAGAUGCUAAUCUUUAAAUCAGAAGACCAUUAUACGCCAACCAUUGAGAAGAUUUCACCAUCGUCUGGAUUACCAGGUCAACUCAUUAACAUAUCUGGAGAUAUUUUUACUGAUAUCUAUGGCAGCAACAAGCCAGUCGACUCUACUCUCAGAAGAACCAGGAUUUUGAGCUGCAGAGUCUAUGCUGGAGGAAUGCUUUGUGAGCUCCUUCACCCUGAGUCAGAUAUGUUCUACGGUUUGAAACUUGAUAACGUGUACAGUGACAGUGGCACGAUGACUUGUAAAAUGACUGGAACAUAUGUUGGUCACCACAAUGUGAGUUUUAUUUUGGACAAUGGCCAUGGAAGGUCUUUACCUAAUCCAAACACUUACUUUAUUUCUUCCCUGAAUAAACUCAGCAUGUUCCAGACCUAUGCAGAUAUACCAAUGAUAGCUUACCCUCCAUUGUUUGACAAAGGAAUUCUUAUUGAGGACAUCAUAGUUACUGAAGGAGGAACUAAAAAUGCUGGUGUGCACAGUCAGUAUGAAGUAACUAUGGUUACUAUCGACUGUAGCUGCAACAUUCCAAUGCUAGAGAUUGCCUUUGCUCAGCCUUUGCCUAAUAGCACAAAGGAUGAGAUAGUUUACAGAGGAAGCACUUGGCCUGACGGGUCUAUUUUAAGAGUUUGGAGAACACAAGCAGCAUCUUCUCCAAUUUCUGGUACCUUGGAUAUUGAGUACUUUGGGAAAACUUUGAAAGAUUUGCCAGUUAAUGUUACGGCCUUGGAAAUGCAGUACGCCUUACAAACCAUCCCUGAGAUUGGGACAGUUUCUGUGAUGAAUUCAGGCAACUGUUCUGCUGCCCAGUGGACAGUGAAAUGGCUCAGCAAGCCUGGCAAUCAGCCCAAAUUAAAGAUUAAUGAUGUGAAUGUCAUUGGAGUCAAUGCAACAGUAAAUGUUUACAAUAAGCAGCGAGGAGGGCUGUUUAGUGAACAUCUGAUGGGUGAUCUGUUCCGGACACCACACACACAGCCUCAGGUAGAGGUUUUCAUCAAUGGUAUUCCCAGUAACUGUUCCGGGAAUUGUGGAUAUGAAUGGAAUGCUGAGAAAACCCCUGCCAUUUCACACAUUACCCCAACAACAGGAUCCAGGACCGGUGGGACUGUUCUAACCAUAAGAGGCUUCAGAUUUGCCAACAGUUCGACGACUGAUACCACGUGGGUUUCGAUUGGAGGGACCCAUUGUCCCAUCACAGGAUUAACUGAUACCGAAAUAACCUGUACAAUUGCGGUUGCCAGUAAUACAUCAUCUCCCCUCAUUGUUUACAUCGCUGGGCUUGGCUUUGCAAACUAUUCCAGCAACCAGACAUACACAUUUACCUUUCAGUUUGAGGCGACAAGUAUAUAUCCAUCUACGGGCAGUACUGAAGGAGGGACAAUUCUGACCAUAUCUGGCUAUGGAUUUGUUCCUAAUUCAACGGUUUUAAUUGGAGGGAAGACCUGCCUUGAACUUACAGAAAGUCCUGUCAAGAUGAAAUGCAGUACUCCAGCGGCCCCAGUUGGAAUGUACAACAUCUCAGUGAUUGCUGCUGGGAUAUCCAACCCAGUUCCCUUCUCCUUCAUUUACAUUGAUGCAAAGAUUCCAGUAAUUUUAGAAGUGAUUCCAAGAACAAGCAGUGUGUCAGGUGGUUCCAAUCUGACGAUCUAUGGAUCGGAUUUUGGCAACAAAACUGAAGAUAGUUUUGUAGUUAUUGGGAAUUCUGAGUGUGCGAUUCUUCGAUGGUCAACUAACAACAUUACGUGUUGUCUGCCCAGUCUCCCUCCAGCGAAUUACAGUAUCUAUGUACAAACUCUUGUUGGCAAAUCUCUAAAUGCUUCAAUUGAGUAUAUCUUGCGUGUAAUGGAAGUGAGUCUUCAGCAGGGCUCAUUGUAUGGAGGCACAAAAAUCACCAUAUCUGGAUCUGGUUUCAGUCCUGUCCCAGAAGACAAUGUUGUCCAAAUUGGUUCUGUUCCAUGUCACAUAGCCUUUGCUUCACCAAAUAUUCUCGAGUGUGUUUCUGAUCAAACUGGAAGAAAAUUUGUCAUCAACAACAAUGGCAGCAGUCAAACAUUUGGUGUGGGGUAUAAGUGGAAUCCCUCAAACCUGGAUAUCUUUGUUGGGGAUACAGUACAGUGGCAGUGGAAGGCCCCAUCCUUACUUCAAAAUUUGAAAUACAGAGUCUCCAGUGUCUCCAAGCCCAGUGACGUAAACUACAAAGGCAUUGGGUUUAUUAGUGGCAAUAUGAGCACUACAUCAGGUUCGUUCUCUCAUCAUUUCACCUCCCCUGGGACUUAUUACUACAGCAGUGGUUAUGUGGACCAGAAACAAAGCAUCAUUCUCCAAGGGGUGGUGAAUGUGAAGCCAACUGAGGAAAGCAUCAAAGGUGUACAAGUUUAUUUAGCAGGGAUUGAAGCAGAAUAUAUACCAGGGCCUUCUGAGAAACUACAUUCACAACUAAAAAGUAAUAGUGACUGUACGGUACCAAAACCCACCUGUAACCAGGCAUCGAACAAGACCGAUGACAGGAGCUUCACAUUUCAUCUGUCUCUCUGCUGCUCCCCCACAAUUAACAGCAUCGCACCCUCAAAAGGAACAAUGAAAGACAGGUUAACCAUUACUGGCACUGGAUUCAGUAACAUUAGCUGUGCGAACGAGGUGAGAGUUGGAGCACAUCGGUGUGUCGUUGAAAAUAGCACAGAGAGUGAACUUUUAUGUCAGAUAGAUCCUGAGGGAGUGAUGGAUAUUGGCAUUGCAGUUCUGGUGUCUGUGACCAUCCAGAACCUUGGCACUGCUAUCAAUACUUUAACUGAUGAACUGAGUCGUCGUUUUGUGCUGCUUCCUCACAUUGACGCUGUUAACCCCAAUGUUGGGUCCACAAUGGGAAAGACCAGAGUAACCAUCACUGGGUCAGGCUUUGGAGCUGACCUGGGUGCUGUCACGGUCCAGUUAGCCAAUGUGUUUUGCAUGCUGGUUUCUGGAAACUACACACAUGUCAUCUGUGACUCUUCAGCUUCUAUUGUCUCCAUUGGGAUUGUCACACUUUCUAUUCAUGGCAUCCCAGCUGUGUGUAGUGGGGCCUGUGACUAUUCCUAUGCAGAGAAUGCAGCACCAAUCCUACUGAAUGUAUCUUCUAUGUUUCUGACCACAGUUUACACACAGCUCACUAUAAGUGGCAGUGGAUUUGGGAACCGUGUGGAUGAGGCUUUCAUUCUUAUAGGAGAUGCCAGUUUUGUUCCAAGUGAUGUUUCAGACAGCAGUAUGAACUGCACAGUAGGCCCCGUACCUGUUGGCAAGCACACACUCAGGGUUUUAACAUUAAAUAAAGGUCUGUCACUUAGAGGGAUUCCCAUCACCAAUGCUGCCAGAGCCUCCCUCUCUCCAGCAUCGGGAGGUAUUCAUGGUGGGACCACAUUGUUAAUAACAGGAAAUGGUUUUGUCCAGGAUGAAACCAUAGUGACAGUUCACAGAUCUCCAUGUCACCUUCUUUCAGUCACUCCGGGGGAAGUUAAGUGCAUCGUUCCAGCUGGUCCCCCAGGCACUGUCGAUGUAAAGACUAUUGUUCAUUCUACAAUGUAUCCUGUCCUUAGAUUUACCUACAACCAAACAAAGACUCCGAAAAUUCUAGCCGUGUCUCCGGCAACAGGUGUAAGCGAAUCAACAGUCACCAUCGUUGGGUCAGGAUUUGGAUCUGCUGCCACUGAUAUCACUGUCUUCAUAGACAAUGUCUUGUGUAAUGUGAUCUUAAUGAAUGAAAGCUGUGUUCAGUGCAUUGUGGGGCAUCAUGCUGGUGGCAUAUUCCCAAUAUUUCUGAAAAACAAGAGGUGGGGAUAUGCAUCGACUGAUUUCUCCUUUCAGUACGAACUCAAUAUAACCAGUAUCUUUCCAACUGAAGGCAACUUUGGUGGUGGCACAUUACUGACAAUAAGGGGCAUUGGAUUUGACCAACAAAAAUCCCAAGUGUUUGUGUGUCAUAAUGAAUGCAAGAAGGUGCCAUCAGCCUCCACUUCCAGAAAUCUCUACUGUCAGGUGCCUCUGCAUAAUGGUACCGAACCCCAGCUGGCGUGUGAAGUGGUUGUUGUAAACGGUAAUGUUUCGAGCAAAGUGAGCAAUGGCUUCACCUACUCUUUAGCUUUGAUCUCUGUAAUUGCAACUAUUAGCCCCAGGAGAGGAGGAACUGGGGGAGGCACCAAGCUGACCAUUACAGGGUCAGGUUUCAGUUCAGACAUAAGUGAGAAUAAUGUGACUAUAGCUGAAAGUCCCUGUGAGAUCCAGUCUGUGAAUGAAACCAACAUUUUGUGUGUUACCAGCGCACAUUUUCCAUCACAACAAACUAAAGUCAUUGUGAGCGUACAGGGAAAUGGCAUUGCCAAGCUGGACAAUGCAGAUUUCAACUACAUUGAUGUCUGGUCCUCACGUUACACAUGGGGAGGUGACACACCUCCUGAGACAGGCUCACUUGUUGUUAUCACCAAAGGGCAGACUGUACUCCUGGACCAAAGUACCCCUGUCCUGAAGACGCUUGUCCUUCAAGGUGGAACCCUUCUGUUCGAUGAUGCUGACAUUGAGCUUCAAACAGAAAACAUUCUCGUCACGGAUGGAGGAGUGUUCCAGAUUGGAACAGAGUCCGCUCCAUUCAGGCACAAGGCAAUAAUCACACUGCAUGGUCACCUCCGAGCAAAAGAACUGCCCCUGUAUGGAGCCAAGACACUGGCAGUUCGAGAGGGAACCCUGGACCUUCAUGUUGUCCAUGGCUGUUUUUCUUCCUGCGCAAGUGCAGCUUUUCCUUCUCAUGGGCACAGCCAGAGAGAAAAUGAGGACAGGAUUAUAGAUGCUGUCUCAGAUGAUGGACGGAUCCUGAACCUUACUGAGCCACUCACCUAUCAGCACCUGGGGGUAUCAAUCCCCCUGCCUGAUGGCAUUGUGUUUGAAGCCAGAGCAGAGGUGGGUUUACUGACUCGCAAUAUCGUUAUCCGAGGCUCAAAUCAUAUCGAGUGGAAUGAUCAAAUCGAAGCAUGUCCUGAUGGAUUUGACACAGGUGAAUUUGCAACACAGACUUGUUUCCAGGGACGUUUUGAUGAAGAAAUCGGGAGCGACCAGUUUGGAGGCUGCAUUAUGUUCCACAAUCCACAGCCCAGCAAGGAUCUUGUAGUGGGGAGACUUGAAUAUGUUGAGAUAUAUUAUGCAGGACAAGCCUUCCGUUUGGGUCGCUACCCAAUCCACUGGCACCUUAUGGGAGACCUGAGAUAUGAGUCGUAUGUGAGAGGCUGUGCAAUACACCAGACCUUUAACAGGGCUGUGACUAUCCAUGGUACACACCACCUCCUGGUGGAGGGCAAUGUGGCCUACAACAUCAUGGGAGGAGCAUUUUUCAUUGCCUUGUUCAAUGCCAUCCUCAAUGUGCUGCAGUAUAACCUGGCAGUCAUGGUGCAGCAAAGUACCAGCCUACUCAAUGAUGACCUUACUCCUGCAGCAUUCUGGGUGACCAAUCCCUCGAAUAUAAUCAGACACAACGUUGCUGCAGGGGGUACACACUUUGGUUUCUGGUAUCGUCUGCUGGAGCACCCUGAUGGACCUUCCUACACACCUGAUGUCUGCCCACGCAACUUACCCCUCGGUCAGUUCUUAAACAACACUGUACAUUCCCAGGGCUGGUUUGGGCUGUGGAUUUUCAAAACUUACCACCCACAGAAAGGGGGUCAGUGCAACUCCCUGAUCUCGUGGGAGCGGAAAGAGCCAGCAAUGGUGGAAUUAUGUCAGAUUCACUCUACAGAAGCAGGCCAUUUGGCCCAUCUGACCCGUGCUGGUGUUUAUGCAGCUCGUAACCCUGGUAACAAGGUGCUUCCACACAGCUCGCUUUUGGAUCCAGCUCGAUGUCACCCAUCAGUGGAGUGGAGCCAUGAGUACCCUGGAGUCGUGUGUGAUGCCACCAUUACCAUCCAUCGCUUGACUUUGUCUCAACCUUCACCAUUUGCCUUGAAAGAGAAGAAACUCAUCCUAUCAAAUUCCCACGGAACCAGUGUCAUCCCAUACUGGUCCGCGCAUGGGAUAAAUAACGGUGGUUGGAUGGCUCUUAUUCCAAAUGAUGAGAUCUUAAAUUGGCAUUUUAAGGAUAUGGGUUUUCUCACCAGCAUCUCCUACAAAGCCACGUUCCACCACUUCAAGGACAACGAUUCUAUUGUAAUGUCCCACAAAUUCAUACAUCAACCAAACUAUUUCAAGAUCAUGAAUCCAGUUCGGAAUAAUUCACUGCAGCCUCUCAGUUGGGCCAGCAACCAGAACGGAGAUUGGUACUUUGACCAGGACAAUUUGACCCUGUAUUAUCUGAAAAGGAACCUUUGUCAUUCUCAAAAACAUUUUCUUUCCAGGACAUGGUCGAACUCCUCAUUCUGGGAAUCAAGGCCAGAAUCCAAUCACACUGUCCCUACUGAAGGUAGCAGCGUGCUGAUCAAACAAGGGCUGGUUCAGACAGUCUCAGGAUUUUUAGCUGCAUUACUGUUAAUGCUUUUUGUUUUGCAGGGGGGGAGGCUGAUUGCUGGCAGUCCAGAGAAACCAUUUCAAGGAGAGCUGCAGAUUGUUUUGAAGGGAGACCAUUCAACCCCAGACUGGUCUUUUAAAAAUGGGCCCAAUCAGGGGUCAAAGGUGUUGGGUGUGUUUGGAGGACUGGAUCUUCAUGGUAUUCCCCAUUUGGUCUAUAAAACCAAACUGGGUUCAACAGCACAUGCUGACUCCCUCAACAUAACGCUGGCUGAAGCUGUUGAUUGGCAGGAAGGAGAUGAGAUCCUUGUGUCAACAACGAGCUAUAAUCAUAUGCAGACAGAAAUCAGAAUGAUCCACUCUAUCUCCUUUGAUAGAAAGACAUUGGGUUUGAACAAAGCACUGUCACACACACACAUCGCUGAAACACAGGAAUUGAAGGAAAGAGGCCAGAGUUACACUCUGGCAGCAGACAUUGGCCUGCUUAGCAGAAACAUCAAGAUCAUCGGCCAUCAUCAUCCUGAUAAGGCAAAUGAAAUGUUUGGAGCACGAGUCUUGAUCAGUUCCUUCUUUCAUAAUGGAGUAGAGUUCAAAGGUCAUGCCCGAAUACAGGAUGUUGAAUUUUAUCACAGCGGACAGUAUGGUUAUCUAAGUUACUUUGACCCACGAUAUUCUGUGUCUUUCCUCAACCUUGGAGAGAUUGUAGAAAAUGAUUCUUACAUUCGUGGGUGUUCUUUUCAUCAUGGAUUUGCUCCUGCAAUAGGUGUCCUUGAAACAAAUGGCCUUGAUAUCAAUGAUAAUGUCAUAUGCAAAACUUCUAAUGGAGGUAUCAUAUUAAUGGGCAACAGGAAUCGGGCAAGAAGGAAUCUGGUGGCUCUCUCUUUGUGGUCUUCAGUUUCCGAUACUUGGACUGCAGCAAUUGAGGUAGCUCAAGGCACUAAUAUUGUGCUACAAGGGAACAUAGUUGCAGGAUUUGAGAAGGCUGGUUAUCGAAUUAAUGGGGAACCAGGUCCAGGUAAGUCUCAACCUCAGAGACACCUGCACUCAACUCGUAUCUCCCACUUGUGUGACAUUGACAUUAUUCCACUCGGCCCAGGCAAACAGCCUGCACUCGUGUCAUGCAAACUACAGUUCUCUGAUCUGAAGGAAAUUUCUAGCAAUCUUGGUGAGGCCAUGCUUACUGGAAAUCUGAGUGCUUCCCUGGGCUUUACAAUCUCUACAAUCGAUCUUUCCAGUCCAGUGCCACCUCCAGGUGAUGCACAGUGGGUUCAGAUGACUUCAAAACCAGUGCUGAGCAGAGCAGUGAGAACUAACCACGUGGCCACUGUGACUGGUCUCAUUAUAGUCAGGGAGCCAGUUGCUGGACAAACAGGACAACUAUUGAGUCAGCAGCCCAGUGUGAAGGCAGUGGAUGAUGCUGGUAACUGUGUAUCAGUGGGUGUUACCUCAUGGGAAUUGGUUGCUGUCCUCCUGAAUUCUCAGAACAUGACAGUUUCUGGACUUAACGGGACAACAAGUAUCUUGUUUGCGGGCUGUUGGGCAAAUUACACUGACCUGUCCAUCAACACAAAUGGUACCGGCUACAAACUAUUGUUUGAACUUAAGUCUAUUAAAACUCAUUCUGGCACCUUCUCUGUGAAACAAAUAAAUGACAGCCCUGGGAAACCCUCAGGCACCAGCCCAGCCUCAGUCCUCGGUAAUACACAAGGGAUCAUUAGUGGCUCCAUUAUGGGAAGCGUUGUGCUCAUCCGCCUCAUUGCUGGCAUAAUCUGGAAAUUAACAGCUGGUAACACCAAGAAGAUUCAGGUGUCUACCAGACCUGAUGCGCAGGACAAGAAACAAGUUGACACAGUCACUGGUUAUAAUCCAGACAACAGCCUCCCUCGAGUGCAAAACUGACCAGCAUAAAGCUUGAAAAAUGACCAACGUAACCAGGAUUGAAUGAAGUUGAAGCAACAAAUGAAAUCCAACAAUCUUUUAUUUUCGGGACAAGCUGAUUAUAACCCAAAACAAUAGUGAGAUUUCCAUUAGGUUAACCUUCAAAUUUUUCAGCCAGUGAAACUAGUCUUUGUCAAGUAUAUCUUUAUAAUGUCCUAGUAGUUUCAGUCACGUUCCUGCAAAUUUUCUUGAAUUGUUUUCAAUCCAGCCUUCUACUCGAAAUUAUGU
Molecule: messenger RNA, 9021 nt
Organism: Rhincodon typus (whale shark)
Lineage: Eukaryota; Metazoa; Chordata; Chondrichthyes; Orectolobiformes; Rhincodontidae
Product: fibrocystin-L-like
Exons: 56
Coding region: 1-8754 (2917 amino acids)
Source: RefSeq, a predicted model, not a curated record